This is a messenger RNA of Racocetra persica, 192 nucleotides long. The record is from the annotation of a GenBank genome assembly. NCBI's taxonomy places the organism in Eukaryota, Fungi, Glomeromycota, Glomeromycetes, Diversisporales, Gigasporaceae.
AUGAAUAAUGAACUGUUAGUAUUCAACAAGGUUUCUUAUUUGAUAGAAGUUACUGUAUCGAAUAUAGUUGAAGCUAUAGAAGAUACUGAAGAUGCAACUGAAGCUAUAGAAGAUACUAAAGAUGCAACUAAAGCUAUAGAAGAUAAUAAAGGUGAUAGCAAAAAGAGUUUAUACCCUAUUACAUUGAAUAUG